This is a messenger RNA of Linum trigynum, 1779 nucleotides long. NCBI's taxonomy places the organism in Eukaryota, Viridiplantae, Streptophyta, Magnoliopsida, Malpighiales, Linaceae. The record is from the annotation of a GenBank genome assembly.
AUCUAAUCACCAACUUUUUUAAUUCAACCACCUAUAUAAUCCUUGUUUUAAAAAAUAAUUAUAAUGGCUUUUGUAAUUUUGUUUUAGUUAUCGACAAUCAGACUUGGGAACUUGUACCGGUCACGUCCGCUCUAAAAAUUGCCCGAAAAUUUUCAGCCGAAAGCAACGGUAUUACGCUACCGAGUGUUGCCAUGGUGGAGCCGAGCCCGUCCUAUUCGUUCCCGUUGUGUGGAGAAGUGUUGAAGAAAGAAAUAUGGAGUCCUCCGGAAGCGGCGCCAGUGAAGAUCUCCCGCACUGCUUUGUUUCUGUAACUACUGGCCAAAUUCCCAUGUCGACUGGGUUUAAAAGCUAAGCUGGCCACUCGCUCCUCUUUUUUGUCUCCAUCAUAUCGAUUCCCCGUCUCGUUCUUUCCGCUCUCGCGCCCUCGCUCAGCCGGCCGAUUCCGUUUCCCGCCUUGUCGUCUUCCCCCGGAAUAAAAAAAAGUCAGAAGAAAAUGAGUCUCGGCAGCAUAUUGUCGAAGCCGCUGAGCUUCUGCCUCCACACCCGCUACGGUCUCGCGAAGAACCAGCCGCAGCAGCGAUUUCUGGCUCUGGAACAGCGGCGUUUGUGCUGCUCCAACCUCUCUUGUACUCCUCCUCGCAUUUCCAGCUCGCUCAGCUACAAUCCUCUCAGUUUCGGAAUCAAGAGAAAUGAUGAAGUGAUUUUGAGGCAGAAGACCGUGGAAGGGAGGAAGAAGAUGCUUACCGUUUGCUCCGCCGUGCCAGUCAGUACUGCUCGCAACCUCCAGUGGAUCUCCACUAUUGCUUCCAUAGUGCUGAUGCUUUCCAAAGGUACUGCUGUCAACAAAUGCCUUCUCGUUCCCCUCCUUGCGUUACAGGCGCCUACUGCUGUGGUCUCUUGGGUUAAGGGUGAAUAUGGUAUUUGGGCUGCAUUUAUGGGGCUUCUAGUACGCCUGUUCUUCUUUAUUCCCGGUGAACUAGAGUUGCCAUUUAUGGCGUUGCUCUUGGUCAUCUUAGCUCCUUACCAGGUCCUGAACCUAAGAGGAACACAAGAAGGUGCCAUCAUUGGUUUGGCCAUUGCAGCUUACCUGGCUUUCCAGCAUUUUUCAAGAGGAGGCAACAUGCAGAAAUCGUUUGAGCAAGGUUCAAUCGUAGCCACUGUAGCUACCAUCUGCAUUGCAGUUGCCUCGUGCUUACUCAUGCUCUGAACUUCGUAUACACUGUAGUUCAUUCUGUUAUUGUUUGUCUCAGUUCUUAAAUAAGGUUUGAGGUCAAGGGAAGAGACCCUUAUGUAGUCUUGUUCAGCCUGUUACAGGGUGUGAUCUCUUCGACAUGCUUCUUGAAUGUGUAGGAAUUGGAUAAUUAAUGAAUGGGGAAGAAAAUAGUAAGCUUUCUACUUUCAAUCUGGUCAUGUGGAUGUUCGUUCUUCAAUACAAUAAACUCCUGCUUUCUUAAUAUGUUGUAUAAUCCCUCCAUCUCAGUUUGCUCUAUUUAUUCAUUCCAUGGCUUGAGCCUUGAGGUUACAGUCAUGACAAAUUUGUGUGCAUGCCUACGUUAAUUUAGUGAAUUUAUAAUAAAGCUGGGUAGCUCCAUGGUCCCUGUGUUGGCAAUCCAUUAUGUCUACCCACAAUUAUUGCUCUUCUUCUGAUGAAGUAUCCUGAUCACACCAAAGAAUGAUUAUGCGUUUGAAAGUUUCAGCUCCCUUUCAAAUUUCUGUCUUGCUCUAGCUAAUGACAAGCAGUCCUAAACAUCUGAGCUUGAAUAAAUUUUAUUAUUCUAG